Molecule: messenger RNA, 2266 nt
Organism: Cynoglossus semilaevis (tongue sole)
Lineage: Eukaryota; Metazoa; Chordata; Actinopteri; Pleuronectiformes; Cynoglossidae
Gene: fkbpl
Product: FKBP prolyl isomerase like
Exons: 4
Coding region: 162-1211 (349 amino acids)
Molecular function (GO): protein binding
Source: RefSeq, a predicted model, not a curated record
AGCACCAUGGUACCGGAAACAGGAAGUGGCUCAAUUAUCAGACAUGCGCAUAACACAUUUAUUGUACCAAACGACUCGUGUGCUAGUAGUACGUUUGUUUGUUUUUUCCAAGUGUAAAACGUUUGCACCAAACAAGUGAUGUGUCAUCAUUUUAAUAAGUGAUGGAUGCCAAUCAUUCUUCCCCCCACGAUGUUGCUGAUGUCGCUUCUUGGCAGUCAGUGGCCGCUUGUCCUGGAGGCCUCUGGAAAAUCCAGCUUCGGAGAAAACACAGACAGAUGUUAAAGUCUGACUGUAGGGAUGUUGAAGAUUUUUCCUUCACUUCCUGUCCACGGCUGGGAUCACUGUGUCAAGUCCGAGUGCGCCUCAAAGCCGACGUAGAAGAAAGUGACAGUUCAGUCUCUCAUUUUGAAAAUGCAGAGCAGUCUUUCACUGAGGUCCCAGCAUCAGCAGAGGUCGCUAUUUUCCCAAGACGCCAGGACUCGGUGUUGCAGCUCCCUCUGGACAAAUGGGUAACACUUAGGCUCGGAGAGGGUCAGUGUGAUGUCACAGAGGCCUGUUUGGAGAACAUGAGAGCAGGAGAGACAUCGGAGGUUCUUCUCUCGCACGUUGGAAAUGGAUCCAAUGUUUCCCCUGUGCCUUCAGAGGGCCACCCUCCUUUACUUAUCACAAUAGAACUCCAGACUUUCACUCCAGGACUGGAAUCUUGGGAAAUGUCGGCAGGCGACAAGUGGGACUGGGUUAUGGGUCAUAAGGAACGAGGAGGUGUGAGAUUCAAGAGCGGGGAUGUGUGGGGAGCAGGAGACAGCUACGGCCGAGCGCUGAAGUUGCUCGUCACGCUCCGUGUUGGCAACACAGCGGCUGGGACGGAGCUCCAGCAGGACCUCCCCCCAGCCGACCAGAUCAGGACCGUUAAAGCAGAACUUUACUCCAACCUCUCUCUGUGUCAACUCAAAUUGAACCAACUCGAUCGGGCUAGAGUUUGUGCCUCCAAGGCCACACAGCUGGAGCCCGGUGUCGCUAAAGCCUGGUACCGAUUAGGACAGGCCUGUCAGAACUUAAACGAGCUUGACGGGGCCAAGAGGGCGUUCAGGAGAGUUCUGGAGCUGCAGCCGGAUUCUUCGGCAGCUCAAAAGGCUCUAAAGGACGUUGCCAGUAAAGAAAAGGAGACAAAUGCAAAGCUGGGACUAAGACUCAGUAAAAUGUUCAGCUGACAGUCAAAUGUUGGGGUUUCAGUUUUAUUUCUACACCGCAGGCUGUAUCACGAGUUCUUUUUAGGCAAUGUCACAAUUUAGGAAUUUUUUUGUGUGUGUGUGUGUCCGUACGAAGAAAAAAAAGAAGUUGAUCCUAAUCGAAAAUCAUUUGGUCUCACAAUCUUUUACCUUGCUUGAAGUAUAUGAAAUCUUAAAAUCUACGAGAUACGCUUGACUUAAAACUAAAACUCACGCAAAUAUGUAUGGUCACAAUAAUUGUUGACCUCUGUUUAAAAAAGAAAAACUCUUGCAACUUGUUUACUUUUUACAAUUCAGUCUUUUCUUUUUUCUUUUUUUUUUUUUUUCAAAGAAAGAAAAUGUAGCAGGUACAGUGUUGCCUUAAACCAGGCAUUGGCAAACUAAGGCCCGGGGGCCAGGUGCGGCCCGUUCAGCUUUUCAAUCCGGCUCGCCAAACUUUUCCAAAUUAUAUAAUUUAUUUAUAUUAUAGUUAUACUUCUGCCUAUUUAGCCAACUAAACCCAAAGUGAGUUCGGAUAAUAUUCAUUUCCAAUUUUGUAGGUCAUGCGACUGUGUUAAUAAAACAUGAACACAGUCCAAUAAGACAAGUGUGAUUCUACGAAAGCAGAAGACAAAGUCCUUAGAAUGGGGACAUUCAACAAAUGAUCUUUUGGGAAAAAAAAGUGGGGGUUUUUUUCGGUGAUCUUGUGAGGAAGUGAAAAUGAAAUAGAAGGUUUAGAAGUGUGAUUCUUCAUGUGAACUUGUACACUCGGUGUCUUAAAACCUCUGUUUAUUUAUAAAUGUAUUUAUUUUAAAAUCUUAGACUAAAGUGAAGGUAAAGCCUUCUCUACUUUAGCUUGGCAUUUACAUGUUCCUUUUUUAGAUGCCUUUAAAAAAAAAGAUCUACUUUUAGGAUUUGUGUUGUUUCGUCCUCAGGGUCUUCUCUCGCUGUCAGAAAACUUCCUCUGUUAGAUAGGACUGUACAAAAUGCUGUUGGUUCAUUCCCCGGUUUCCUAACACACAAAACAAUUCAAAUAAAGAUCAAAUACGAGAUCUCAA